Parathielavia appendiculata is the source of this 695-nucleotide messenger RNA. RefSeq lists its product as uncharacterized. The transcript has a single exon. The coding region runs from base 171 to 539 and encodes 122 amino acids. NCBI's taxonomy places the organism in Eukaryota, Fungi, Ascomycota, Sordariomycetes, Sordariales, Chaetomiaceae. The record is from RefSeq and is a predicted model, not a curated record.
GCCCGAGGAUAUUCGACCUCCAUGGAUCCGCAUCCGGAUAGAACAAUUGGGCCUGUUAUGGUUUCACCGGCUUGAGGGACACGUCCCAGAGUCGUGGUGGGAGGUUUGCAAGGACGAUGAGGUGAAGUGGGACUGCGUCUUGUGGUGGUAUAAGAGGGCGAAACGCAUGAAUGACCGGCGGAGGCAGAAGCGUGCCGAGAUGGAGGUUAGAGCCAACUCUGGAAUGGGAGCUGCGCUUGCCCCCGCGGCUUGGUUGGUUUCACGUAUUGCUUUCCGACGAUGCAAUUAAUUCCGCGACGUUAAGUUCGAAUCGGGAUGUAGAGUUGGUCGAGAACACGAACCCCGCACGCAGGGUGGGGGAUCUUUACUAUGUACUGCACAACAGUGCAGCCCUGAGUUGUUUGUUAGCGCGGAACUAUUUGUUACGCCUCAUCUUCGUUCACUUCGACCUUGUUAUAUUCUUCCAAUGCUUUAUUUCCUUUUCUUCCUCUUCUUCAUCUCCAUCUCUCACUCUUCCCUCUUCUCUUAUCUUUUCUUAACCUUCCGUUACUUUUCCUCUCUUCCCUGUUCACAUACGUUGCUUAGUUUUCUUUUAACCCAUUCACGUCUAGUGCCCUGCCCAGUACCAUGCUACCGAACACACCAAGGCUAGAUUGUACACUAAGCGGGGCCUUUGAAGGAUCUCCGCAACUAUC